Molecule: messenger RNA, 4000 nt
Organism: Struthio camelus australis
Lineage: Eukaryota; Metazoa; Chordata; Aves; Struthioniformes; Struthionidae
Source: RefSeq, a predicted model, not a curated record
GGCCGCUUCGCUGCAGUGGAGAAGUCAGGGGUUGUUCUCCUUUCCGGCGGUGAAGUUUGCUCGGCAAAAUACGUGCAAUUGAAGAACAGGCAGGUGCAAUGUUUGGACUGCGAAGCAACACAUAUGCUCCUUCUCUCCUCUGACGGGAAGCUUUCCGAGCACCGGGCUACGGCUUCAGCUAACCACUUUGAGACAAGGCUGCUGAAAGAAUUAGGAAACCGACAUAUUGUCCAAAUAGCCUGUGGGGACCAUCACUCCAUGGCGCUGUCCAGAGAAGGUGAGCUCUUCGCCUGGGGCCAAAAUACCCACGGACAGCUUGGAGUGGGAGCACAAGUCGCACACACCCCCGAACCGCAGCUCGUGGAGGGGCUAAAGGGCAUCGCACUCGCUCAGAUCGCAGCUGGAGGAGCUCACAGCCUCGCGGUGUCACUCUCUGGAGCUGUGUACUCCUGGGGAAAGAACGAUUUUGGACAGCUGGGACUUGGACAUACAGAAGACAGGGACCGCCCAUCUUAUAUUAGAGCAUUAGAGCACUGGAAGACUGUAUUUAUCUCAUGUGGGGCAGAUCACACUGCAGUUCUCUCCAAGGACGGGGUGGUGUGCACCUUUGGAGCGGGAGAGGCUGGCCAGCUUGGUCACAACUCCACUCGCAACGAACGAACCCCUCGCGUGGUGGCCGAGCUGUGGGGAGCAAGAGUGUCACAGGUUGCCUGUGGAAGACGGCACACCCUAGUCUAUGUCCCCUCCUUGGGCAAAGUCUACUCAUUUGGUUCUGGUGAGGAAGGACAGCUGGGAAAUGAGGGAAAGUCUAAUCAGCUGAUACCACUUCCCAUCAAUUUACCUGUGGAUAACAGAGAACAUAAUCAGGGAAAAAGCACAUCCGAAAAGGAGAUUAAAAUUAUUGCAGGAGGAAACCGAAGUAUUGUUCUGCUGUUGAAGAAAAGAAAUUCCUAUCUUAAUUUGAAUGGAAUUGCCACUCUGAAGGAUGCAUGGAUUUCUGAUUCCUAUUCACCAAAGUGGGAGGACACAAGAAAGAAUAUUAGACUGAUCUUUUCAUCUGAGGCAUGCAUCAAUGGAAGCUUCUUGGAAAAAAGAGACAAACAUUUCAGAACUUCCAAAGAAAUCUCAGGUGUAGACAUGUCAGAAGUGCUAAGUUUUUAUGAGAAGAUCAGCUGCAAGCCAAAAUUGUUCCAAGAGGUGAAACAGGAAAUUAAGAAGUUACUGUCAUCAGUGACUUUCUCUCCCAUCUCACCUGAAAAUUUCAGAAUCUACUUGAUCUUACCUUUCCUUUUGCGGGGAGAGGAUGACAUCUCUUAUCAUUCUCUUAAUCUGCUAGCACAAGCCAUCCUGAGACUCCAGCCAAAGGACCUGCAAACUCUUGAAUCCCUAUGGUCAAAUCUAGAAGUGUUAUUUUUCAAAGAGAUGGUCAGCAUAUAUCAGAGGGCUUCCCGGAACAACCUGUCUCAAUUUAUCUGGGAAGUGCUAUAUUGCCAAAGAGACUUCUUUGUACUGCACUGCCACGAAACAGUGACUCUGCAACUAUUACAGAUUCUUUCCCAGGUGAACUCCAGGGCUGGUUUCAGAAUACACAAAAACAACUUUUAUAUACCUGAAGUGAAAGAGAUUAUCAAACUGAGUUUCUGCGUGAACACGGACGUGGAAAAAAUCGCUCUAUGGAAGCUGACCAAAUACCCAAGCAUCUUUGACAUGCAAGAUAAGACUGCAGUUCAUGAUAUAGAACGCAAUGCUCUAUCCACACGCUGCUUGGCUACUGCUAUAAACUUUCCACUGAUAGUACAGGAACCAUGGAUUUUUCUGGUAAGAAGACAACACCUUCUGCAUGACAUAUGGGACAUUUUAAAUAACGCAGUACCUGAGCAAUUCAAGAACAUCUUAAAAGUAAGAAAUCAAACUGUUUUAUUUUGUUAUUUAUUUUACAUUUUUCCAACAGCAAGACAAAUGCAUUUCAAUACGCUCAUCAGUUCAAGACAUAUAAAUGAACCCACUGCUGAUAACUCAGGUCCAGAGGUGGAAGAACACAUAAACCGGUAUGGUGACGGGGAGGAGGAGGCUGUAGAAACACAGGCUGCUCGUGCUGGUGCAGCCCUGUGGGAAGGUCUCGUCCACGCUGGCCGACCGGCACCCUCCCGCCACUUCGCCUCCCCCCUCCUCUGGUUCCCCAGGCAGGAGUCCGGCCAUGGUAACACCUUUUUCCUGAUCGGGACCCUGUUCGGAAUGGCCCUGUAUAACAAGUGCAUAGCUCCCUUUCCCUUCCCUCAAGCGCUCUACAAAAAGAUGCUCCGGGUCGCGCCCACGCUGGAAGACUUGAAGGAGCUGAUGCCUUCAGAAGGCAGGAGUCUUCAGAAAAUUCUGGAUGAAGAACAUGAUGAUAUCCUUGAGAGCCUGGAGAUGGACUUCACGAUAAUGGAAGAAGAAGGAAGCUCCGUGGUUGCCAUUGAACUUAAAAAAAAUGGUACCGACGUUCCUGUAACUAAGCAUAACAGAAAGGAAUUUGUUGACUUGUAUGUGAAUUAUGUCUUCAACGAAUCAAUAAAGAAGUCAUUUGAGGACUUUAUGCGAGGGUUUUCAAGAGGCUGCCCAGCUAAAAGGUGGAAGAUGUUUCUCCCUGUAGAGCUCCAGACUGUUUUCCAGGGACAAAAAAAAUAUGACUGGCAUCUGCUGGAAAAGAAUGUGAAGUACAUAAAUUAUAAAAAGUCAGAUCAAACCAUCAAGAAUUUUUGGACUGUGUUUCACAAACUCCCAGAAGAAAAAAAGAAAACGUUUCUUGCUUUUUUGUCAGGAUCUGAUCGAAUCCCUGUAAAUGGACUGGAAUCUUCAAUAUUUGCUAUUGCUGAUCCUAAAGAGGAUAAUCCGGAUACACGCUAUCCUGUUGUCAAUACCUGCAGCCACAUUUUGUUCCUCCCCAGAUACAGCUGUGAAAGAAUACUCAAGGAAAAGCUCCUCUCUGCCAUAGAGCAUUAUGAGAAUUUUGGCUUGCCCUAACUUUUGGUCAGGAGCACUUUGAAGCAAAAAUAAGAAGCAGAAAAUUCAGUCUUUGUCUCACCUCUCAUAUUUGUUUCUUAGUACCUUUGAUGUGCUCGUUUCUCCUCAUAUCCUCCCUUACUUUUACUGCACUUUGGAAUCUAAACAUGUCUGUGCGUUCCUGAGAUUGUAUAUUUAUUAUAAAAAUGAGCUUCCAUCAGAGGCCUGAUUGUUAGAUAAUUAAAGUUAGGAAAGAAGAAUCCUAUUUAACAUGCUUUCAUGAACCAAGCUGGUAACCAGCUAUGUUUACAUAUAUGUCCAUCCUCUCUGCACUGUACUGAUAUUGAUUAGUUGGUGACCUUUCAGCAGCCUGAGAUUUUGUGAUUUCUACAUCACCAAUCACACUGUCAGUGUAUGCUAACCAGUAAUAGUUGCAAGAGGAAGGCAGGAUAAAGUUUUCAUGCGUAUUAGUGAUGGAGUCUCUUGGGGAGCUCUUAAUUCUAAGGAGACCUGUUCCUGAAUACUGUGAAUUGAUUGAGCAGUCAUUACUCACCUGUAUAUUGCCUCUGACUUACCUGAGAGAAGUUAUCCGGAUGAGGAUUUGAGUGUUCCUUGACUCGGUCAAAAACCUCAUUUUUAAAGCAUUAAUGGACUUUUUAUUAUGUAGUGUGAUAGGACUGUGGAAUUUGUCAUGUUUUCUUCCUAUCUUCUAUGUAGAUGGUUUGCAAUAAAAUAUUAGGCCUGCAGAACAACACAGUGUCUACACAGAGCCCUAUGAACAUGAGGCAGGACUGCUGGAAGCUCAUUGCCAGAACAGUGCCUGACACUAGCAGCACAGAGUCAAUGUCCAGUAGGGUGUAAAGGCUACAAAUGUAUAUUUUUUCCUUCAUGUAAAAAAAUAGAUUUUUUUGUUCUGUUGGGGAUAACAGUAAUGAUUUUCCAGCCAUCCUCUCAUUUCUUUGCUGUGUUAAAUGUGUCAAUGGACACACCUAUGUAAAGAAUAAUUUUACUAUGUUUG